Hemibagrus wyckioides is the source of this 2173-nucleotide messenger RNA. RefSeq names its product putative phospholipase B-like 2. The transcript is spliced from 12 exons. Gene Ontology annotation, biological process: phospholipid catabolic process. Gene Ontology annotation, molecular function: glycerophospholipase activity. Gene Ontology annotation, cellular component: extracellular region. The record is from RefSeq and is a predicted model, not a curated record. The coding region runs from base 96 to 1739 and encodes 547 amino acids. NCBI's taxonomy places the organism in Eukaryota, Metazoa, Chordata, Actinopteri, Siluriformes, Bagridae.
CGCUGUGAGAAGAGGUCACGUGACUCCUGCUGGGGCGCGUGGUCACAUGAGCAGUAAAUUAAAGAGUUUUUCAGACAGUCGCAAGAAACGCGGUCAUGUUUCGCUGUCUGGUGUUUGUCCUGUUCGUGUGUGUGACCUCAGCUGCGGACACACACCUGCUGUCUGCUGUAGUUAACCAGCAGACCGGAAAACUGCAGUUAAAGGAGGGCAUUCAGACAGAUUAUGUCGCAUUCGCCAACUUCACAGAUGACAUUGUUAAGACGGGGUGGUCAUACCUGGAGGUUGUUACAAAUGGGAAGUACAACGAUAUGAUGCAAGCUUAUAGUGCUGGAGUUGUGGAGGGAGCAAUCACUUCACAGCUCAUCUAUAAGCACUGGAUUAAUACGCUGAUGGGAUAUUGUGAAUCAGAUGACCUGGGCUACUGUAAACGUCUGAAAGAAUACAUUACCACUAAUCUACAGUGGGUGAAAGAGCAAAUUGAGAUGGCUGCAGAGUCGCCUUACUGGCAUCAGGUCCAUUUGUCUCUGAUGCAGCUGAAAGGUUUGGAAGAUGGUUAUAGUGGACAGUGGACAUUUCCAGACACAGAGCUCUACUUUAACCCUUUAGGAUUUCUACUUUUCCAGAUGGUUGGAGACUUGGAGGAUUUGGAGGCUGCACUGAACAAAUCCAGUCAAUCACACACAGUGGGAUCCGGAUCCUGCUCUGCUCUAAUCAAACUCCUGCCGGGUAACAAAGAGCUUCUUGUCUCGCAUGACACAUGGAACAACUAUCAGUCAAUGCUGAGGAUCAUGAAGAAAUAUGUUUUUUCAUUCCGUACAUCUUUGACAGAUCAUACGUUGAUUCCUGGGAGUACUCAGGCUUUCUCCUCUUACCCCGGCUCCAUCUUUUCAGGAGAUGAUUUCUACAUUCUCAGCAGUGGUCUGGUUACACUGGAAACUACAAUCGGCAACAGUAACUCUGACUUGUGGAAGUUUGUGAAGCCUCAAGCCUCUGUCUUGGAGUGGCUGAGGAACAUUGUGGCGAACAGACUAGCUCGAUCUGGGAAAGAGUGGGCCGACAUUUUCAGUCAAUACAACAGUGGAACGCACAACAACCAGUGGAUGAUAGUUGACUAUAAGGGUUUCAAUCCAGGCGGACCCAAUCUGAACAAAGGCUUGUUAACUGUGCUUGAGCAAAUACCAGGGAUGAUCCAAACUGCAGACAAAACUGAAGAACUCUAUAACACCAGUUACUGGGCCAGCUACAAUAUUGCGUAUUUUGAUGAGGUGUUUAAUGCGAGUGGUGGUCCAGAUCUGGUGAAGAAGUAUGGCUCAUGGUUCUCCUUCAGUGACAAUCCAAGAGCUCAGAUGUUCCGCCGCAACCAGUCCCUCGUUACUGACAUGGAGUCCAUGAUGCGCCUAAUGAGGUACAAUAACUUUAAGAAUGACCCUUUGUCAAAGUGUGAUGGCUGUAUUCCAGCCCAAAAUGGCGAGAAUGCAAUCUCUGCACGAUCUGAUCUGAACCCAGCUAAUGGCACAUACCCUUUUGGAGUUCUUGGACAGCGGCCUCAUGGUGGAAUAGACAUGAAGAUGACAUCCUAUGGUUUAUUCAGGCAGUAUGAGAUGUUGGCAGUUAGUGGUCCAACAUGUGACCAGGUGCCUGUUUUUGAAUGGAGCACAUCUCCUUACAGCAGUUUAAUGCACACGGGUCACCCAGACCGCUGGGAUUUCCCUACUGUUCAUGUCAAAUGGUCUGAAUAAAAGAUAUAUUGUAUGUCAUGCUGUAUAUCAUCAGCCAACCUCAGGUUUGUUUGUAUAUUUUUCACUUAUAAGGAAGUCAUUAUUUCCCCACACACCUCUUUUAGGUUCUGUGAUGAUCAGUGUCAUCAUCAAAUGAUGAACUUCAAAUUUAUGACCAAAAGUUUUAUAUUUACGUGUUCAGUUCAGUUACUGGAAUUCAGUAACUUUUUAUUCUGACAAUGCUUUGUUCAGACUGAAAUAUAAACUGUUUCUAAACUGUACUAGCUUCAACUGUACAGGUUUCAAUUGGAGAUUUAUAAAAAACUCGUUCAAAGGAAAAGUUUUAUUUGCACACUGUGAUCUGUGGAGUAUCUUAAUGCUUGAUUUUAAGUUUACUGUCUUUGAAAUGUAUCUAAUCUUGAAUAAAAAGCAUACACUCUUGUUUAAACAAUCAA